AUGGAUCAUUUCGAUUAUAAACCAUAUGAAUUUUUUGAAUCGAAUGAGUCAUUAAAUUAUGGUAUUAUGAUAUUGAAUUUUUCCUUGGGUAGUCUUCGAAAUUUAUUAACAAAAGAACUAUGGAAAAAAGCAAUUAUACGUGGGUGUGCUGAUGGUGGUUCCAAUAUACUUAAGGCUUAUUCAGAUGAAAUUAAUGACAAAUUUUUACCAGAUUAUAUUAGUGGCGACUUUGAUUCUAUUAAUGAAAACACUUUCGAAUAUUAUAAAUCAAUAUCGAAUAUUGAUUUUAUUGAAACAUCUGAUCAAAAUGCAACAGAUUUUACAAAAUGUGUUCGUGUUAUGAUGAAGAAAAAUUCAACAAUAACAAAUCUCUUAGUUUUCUGCUCAUUAGGCGGUCGAUUUGAUCAUACAGCAAGUAUAAUACAUUCAUUAUAUAUACUCAAUGAUAAUUAUCCUAAUCUACAAAUUUAUUUAAUUACUGAUUAUGAUAUUAGUUUUUUAUUACAUUCAACUAAACUUAAUAGAAUAUCUAUUCAAUCGAAAUAUAAUGGUA
This is a messenger RNA of Adineta steineri, 553 nucleotides long. The record is from the annotation of a GenBank genome assembly. Lineage: Eukaryota; Metazoa; Rotifera; Eurotatoria; Adinetida; Adinetidae.